Pseudogymnoascus verrucosus is the source of this 1709-nucleotide messenger RNA. RefSeq lists its product as uncharacterized. Lineage: Eukaryota; Fungi; Ascomycota; Leotiomycetes; Thelebolales; Thelebolaceae. The transcript is spliced from 2 exons. Gene Ontology annotation, molecular function: nucleotide binding. The coding region runs from base 549 to 1637 and encodes 362 amino acids. The record is from RefSeq and is a predicted model, not a curated record.
CUUAGCUUCAUGGGAGAAGGGUAGAAUAAGGAUACGCUUUCGUCGCUCUCUGCCGCAUGUGGGCCAAUGCAAUCGUCCGUAAAUGGUAGGUAUACUCGAGUCCUGCCUGUGGUGAAGGUGUGUGGUUGGGAGAGGCGUAGAGAAAAAGUGAUGAGGGUUUACCAAGACCGCGGAGUCGCGCCGUUGAAGUGCCGAUGCGACGUCACUUCCCUUACCUUUUCCAACGAACUACCCCUCGUCAUCGACGGUGCUCCGACCCCACUUCACCGAUGAGGGGCGGGUUUUCUGUUCUGGCUGCUUGCUUGGAUGGAACACAACAUCACCCACUUCGGAGGUUGAUUGCAUUUGUAAGCUUGAGCUGUGCGAUAUCCACUAUAUUUAUUCUUAUUAGAGAGCUGAGAGGCGAGGGGUAUUUGGUUAUAUAACUAAGUUGCUUCACCUGAGUUGAGUUGGGAAGAAUCAAUCGUCUACAUACGUAUCGCAUUGUAUAGCUUCUUGUUGAGGAAUCGAAAGAACAACACCACACAUAAACCACAGAACACAUCACAAUGGCAUCCCAAGGCAAGAUCCAAAACGUCGGCGUCAUUGGCUAUGGCAUGUCCGCAAAGGUCUUCCACAUCCCCCUCAUCCAAACCACCCCCUCCUUCCGCCUCGCCGCCAUCGUGCAACGCAAGCCCACCGCCGACAACUCCGCCCCCGCCGACCACCCAACCGUAAAGCACCACACCACAACCGACACCCUCCUCUCCGACCCAACCAUCGACAUCAUCAUCGUCACCACCCCCCCCGACUCGCACUUCUCCCUCUGCACCGCUGCCCUCAAGGCCGGAAAGCACGUUUUCGUCGAGAAGCCCUUCGUGCCCACCUCCGCCGAGGCCACUGCGCUCAUCGAGACUGCGCGAACGGCUGGGAAGCUGAUCUGCGUGUACCAAAACCGCCGCUGGGAUAGCGAUUUCCUGACCUUCAGGAAACUGCAGAAGGAUGGCACCCUGGGACGCAUCGUGGAGUUCGAGACGCACUUUGAUCGUUAUAAGGCUGUUAAGCCGGAGACGUGGAAGGGACAGCUGGAGAUGGAUAAUGGUGGGGGUGUGAUCUAUGAUCUCGGUACCCAUUUACUGGACCAAGCGUACGUAGCAUUCGGACUUCCCGUCGACGUCACGGGGAUCUUUUCGAACCAGCGCGGCGAGGGCGAGGGCGCGGAGCCAGACGCAUUCACAGUGCUGUUGAGAUACAAGGACGGCCUCCUCGUGACUGCUAAGGCGGGGAUAAUGUCCAUCGACACCGCGCAGCUGCGCUACUGGGUCCGCGGCACAGAGGGGUCGUAUAAGAAGCACCACCUCGAUUGUCAGGAGGACCAGCUGAAGGCGGGCUUGAAGCCGGGGGAUAAGGGGUUCGCGGUGGAGGAUAAGGAGGCGUCGGGGACGUUGGUGAGGAUGGUGGGGGGGAAGCCGGUGAAGGAGGUGUUCGAGAAUAUCGAGCCGGAGACUUAUGGCGCGCUUUAUAGGGGGUUUGCGGAGGCGGUGGAGAAGGGGGAUGAGGGGCUUGUGCCGGUUAAGGCGGUGGAGUCGAGGGAUGUUUUGAGGAUUAUUGAGGCGGCGAGGGAGAGUGCUAAGACUGGGAAGGCUGUUAAGCUGUAAAGCGUCCCUGAGAAAUAGGGUUAGUUAGUGGUAUAUAUUCUCAGGUUUUGCAAUUUAUACACUUUCAAAAAG